Erinaceus europaeus (western European hedgehog) is the source of this 4658-nucleotide messenger RNA. RefSeq names its product elongator acetyltransferase complex subunit 1 (gene ELP1). Gene Ontology annotation, cellular component: cytosol; elongator holoenzyme complex. The coding region runs from base 142 to 4134 and encodes 1330 amino acids. The record is from RefSeq and is a predicted model, not a curated record. Gene Ontology annotation, biological process: tRNA wobble base 5-methoxycarbonylmethyl-2-thiouridinylation. Gene Ontology annotation, molecular function: tRNA binding. The transcript has 37 exons. NCBI's taxonomy places the organism in Eukaryota, Metazoa, Chordata, Mammalia, Eulipotyphla, Erinaceidae.
UUCUAACCCGUUCCUCCGGGGUUCCAGAGGCGCGCCAGCUCUGCGUCCCGUGAGCGCCGCCGACCCGGGAGCGGCUGACGGACGGGCCACGACGUCGCGCGUCUUGGAGUCCGCGCACCGUGACGCAGGAGUCACCCCAUCAUGAGAAACCUGAAGUUAUUUCAGACCCUGGAGUUCAGGGAUAUCCAGACUUCAGGGGAGCCUCAGUGUUUCUCCCUCCGAACUGAGCAGGGCACAGUGCUCAUUGGCUCAGCGUGUGGCCUCACAGAAGUAGACCCCGUCGCCAGAAAGGUGAGAAAUGAAAUUCCCCUGGUGGCAGAGGGCUUCCUCCCAGGAGACGGCAGCGGCUGCAUCGUCGGCAUCCAGGACCUGCCGGGUCAGGAGUCUGUGUGUGUGGCCACGGCCUCCGGAGAUGUCAUCCUCUGCAGUCUCGGGACACUCCAGCUGGAGUGUGUUGGGAGUGUCGCCAGUGGCCUCUCUGUCAUGAGCUGGAGCCCUGACAACGAGCUGCUGCUUCUCGUCACAGGUCAACAAACCCUCAUCAUGAUGACAAAGGACUUUGAGCCAGUCAUGGAACGGCAGAUCCACCAGGACGAUUUUGGUGAAAGCAAGUUUGUCACUCUGGGAUGGGGCAAGAAGGAGACCCAGUUCCACGGAUCAGAAGGCAGGCAAGCCGCCUUUCAGAUGCAAGUGCCCGAGCCUGCUCUGCCCUGGGAUGACCAUGCCCCCAAGGUUACUUGGCGCGGUGAUGGACAGCUUUUUGCCGUGAGUGUUGUUUGCCCAGAGACAGGUGCUCGGAAGUUCAGAGUGUGGAAUCGCGAAUUUUCUUUACAGUCAACUAGUGAGCCUGUGGCGGGGCUGGGACCAGCUCUGGCUUGGAAACCCUCAGGCAGCUUGAUCGCCUCCACACAAGACAAACCCAACCAGCAGGAUGUUGUAUUUUUUGAGAAAAACGGACUACUCCAUGGACAAUUCACACUUCCUUUCCUCAAAGAUGAAGUCAAGGUGAUCGACCUGCUGUGGAAUGCAGACUCCACUGUGCUCGCAGUGUGGCUGGAAGAACUUCAGAGUGAAGAAAAUUCCACUGUAAACACCUAUGUUCAGCUCUGGACUGUAGGCAACUACCACUGGUAUCUUAAGCAGAGUCUGCCUUUCACCGGCUGUGGAAAGAGCCAGGUCAUCUCUGUGCUGUGGGACCCGGUGGCCCCGUGCCGGCUGCACGUUCUCUGUCAAGGCUGGCGCUACCUCAGCUACGACUGGCGCUGGGCCACCGACCGGAGCUCAGGAGAGGUCUCCAGUGACGCGGCGAACGUGGCCGUCAUUGACGGAAACAGGGUGUUGGUGACGGCCUUCCUGCAGGCGACGGUUCCACCCCCCAUGAGCUCCUACCGACUGCUGCUCCCACAGCCUGUGAAUCAAGUCGCCUUCUCGACAAACCCUCAGCAGAGUAACGACCUCGCUGUCCUAGAUGCCUGCAGCCAGGUCUCCGUUUAUAAAUGUGAUGAUGAUGAUACGAGCGUAGACCCCACAGUGAAACUGGGAGCUGUGGGUGGGAACGGAUUUAAAAUCUCCCUUAGACUGCCGUAUCUGGAAAAGAGAUACAGAAUUCGGCUUGAGGAGGAGAACGAAGUGAACCCGCUGAAGCUCAGCUUUCUCACCUGGGUCCGAGAAGAAGCUUUCCUGGCCGUCAGCCACAGCCAGUCCGGCCCACAGUCUGUGAUCCUGCGUCUGACUGCAGCCCCACCCGACCCGGCCGAUGAGCUCGGACAGCUCAGUGUGAGUUCUUCUGUGACAGUGGAUGGGAUCGUGAUCAGUCUGUUUUGCAAUCCUAAAACGAAGUCAGUAGCAUUGCAGCUGGCUGACGGCCAGAUACUGAAGUGCCUUUGGGAGUCAUCCUCUCUGUCUGUUGAACCCUGGAAGAAUCCUGCUGGAACUCCUGUUAGAUUUCCUUAUCCAUGCAUGCAGACUGACUUGGCUUUCGUUGGAGUCGAGGAAUGUGUCCUUGGACUGUCUGACAGGUGUCGCUUUUUCAUCAAUGACACCGAGAUUGCUUCAAAUAUCACGUCUUUCGCAGUGUACGAUGAGUUUCUGUUACUGACUACCCAUUCUCAUACCUGCCACUGCUUUUGUCUGAGAGAUGCUUCACUGAAAGCACUGCAGGGAGGCCUGGGCAGCAGCCACGCGGCUCACGGGGAAACGCUGCGCAGAGUGGAGAGGGGCUCGCGCAUUGUCACCGUGGUGCCCCAGGACACGAAGCUGAUACUGCAGAUGCCAAGAGGAAACUUAGAAGUUGUUCAUCAUCGAGCUCUGGUUUUAGCUCAGAUUCGGAAGUGGCUGGACAAACUCAUGUUCAAGGAGGCGUUUGAAUGCAUGAGAAAGCUGAGGAUUAAUCUCAACCUGCUUCAUGACCACAACCCUCAGGUGUUUCUUGAAAAUGUGGAAACCUUUGUAAGGCAGAUAGAUUCUGUGAACCAUAUCAACUUAUUUUUCACAGAAUUGAAGGAGGAGGACGUCACAAAGACGAUGUACGUCCCGCCGCACCCCGGUGCCGCCCGGCUCUCUUCGGGGCCUGAGGGAAGUAAAGUCGACCGCAUCUGUGACGCCGUGAGAGGUGCCAUGGAGGACAUCGAUCCUCACAAGUACUGCCUGUCGAUACUCACCUCGCACGUGAAGAAAACAACCCCAGAACUGGAGACCGUGCUGCAGAAAGUCCACGAGCUUCAAGGAAAUGCUGCCGCUGUUCCUGGUGCUGUGAGUGCCGAAGAGGCCCUGAAAUAUCUGUUGCUUCUGGUGGAUGUGAAUGAAUUGUAUGAUCAUUCCCUGGGGACCUAUGACUUUGACCUGGUGCUCAUGGUAGCUGAGAAGUCACAGAAGGAUCCCAAAGAGUAUCUUCCAUUUCUUAAUAUGCUUAAAAAAAUGGAAACUAAUUACCAACGCUUUACUAUAGACAAGCACUUGAAACGAUAUGAAAAGGCCAUUGUCCACCUCAGCAGGUGUGGACCUGAACACUUCCCGGAAUGCUUAAGCCUGAUAAGAGAUCAAAACCUGCACGUUGAAGCCCUGAAGUUAUACCCUCCAAGCUCACCGCAGUACAAGGAGAUCGGCAUGGCUUACGGAGAGCAGCUGAUGCAGGAGCGCCUUGGCGAGCAGGCAGGGCUCGUGUUUACCCGCUGUGGUGCUCACGAGAAGGCUCUUGAUGCCUUCCUGGCUGCCGGCAGCUGGCAGCAAGCUCUCUGUGUGGCGUCCCAGCUACGCUUGAGCCAGGAGCAGCUUGCUAGCCUCAGCAGAACUCUUGCAGGAAAGCUGGUGGAACAGAGGAGACACAGUGACGCGGCCCUGGUGAUGGAGCAGUACGCCCAGGAUUACGAGGAAGCUGUGCUCUUGCUCUUGGAAGGAGCUGCCUGGGAAGAUGCCCUGAGAUUGGUAUACAAAUACAACAGGCUGGACAUCAUAGAAACCAAUAUCAAGCCUUCAGUUUUAGAAGCUCAGAAAAACCAUCUGGCGUUUCUGGACUCUCAGACAGUCACGUUCAGUCGUCAUAAAAAACGUUUGUUGGUGGUUCGAGAACUCAAGGAACAGGCACAACAGGCGAAUCUGGACGAGGUGCUCCUCAGUCAAGACUCCGAGUUUCUCUCGGACACCAGCAGUGUCUUGAGUGGCAGUGACCUGAGCAGCAAGCACUCCCACAGCAACUCCAGGAUUUCGGCGCGGUCAUCGAAGAACCGUCGCAAAGCAGAGCGCAAGAAGCACAGCCUGAAGGAGGGGAGCCCAGGGGAGGACGUGGCUCUCGUGGAGGCACUGGGGGAAGUGGUGCAGGGCGUCGAGAAACUGAAAGAUGACGUAUGCCACCUCUUGAAGGUACUCUUUCUCUUUGAGUUUGAUGACCAAGGACGGGAAUUACAGAAGGCCUUCGGAGACACUUUGCAGCUGAUGGAAAAGUCACUUCCAGAGAUCUGGGCUCUCGACCACCAGCAGAAUUCAGCUAGGCCUGUUCUCGGUCCUGACUCUACUGCAAACAGCAUCAUGGCUUCUUACCAACAGUGGAAGUCUGCGGUUCCUGUGCUGGAUUCUGAGCCUCUUAGACCCCCAAAGAUCAACAGGAAAACUCAGUGGAAACUGAGCUUUCUAGAGUGACUGGCAGCAGUGAAGAGGACCCCCAGAAGAGACGGGCUCGCUUUCCCUCUGCCUCUCGGCCCCUGGGGCCUGGCCGUUAGCUAGGUAGUUGCUGACAUUGUGCUCGGUGGCUCCUGAUGCAGGAACCAAAGACACCGAGCAGCUGGUUCCGCAUCAUCACUUCCCCACUUUCAGUCAGCCGAGAUGGCAGCGCCCUGUAGACCGCGAGCCACUUUCCUUAAUGCUGCCUGAGCGCACGUUCCUGCGUUUCUGCGCACUUGUGGCGGCCAGCAGUCUGGGGCUCAGUCCCAUCUGCAGGUCUGAGUCACGUCGGGACCCUCCACACGUUGGAUGAGUGACUUGUGCCUCUUUUGGGGGAACAGUGUCACGAUUUCUACCUCAAAGGUGUGAAGAAAAAGUAAAUGGAUAUUGCUACAUUAUUUUCUGUUCCUAGAGGAAAGAAUUAGACUUUAAUCACAUUUAAUCACUUCACUUGUUUCUUCACCUUGAACUAAAACUGAAUAAAAAGCUGAAUAGAUCCCCGA